GGCCAAGGCUGAGUGGCUUGCCCCUUUGCCUCUCUCCGGAAGGCUGAGCAACAUUGCCUGAUGGCUCAGGCCAUGGGCACCCAUCUGUUACUGUAAUCUCUGGUUCAUGCAGGAGCAAGGAGCCCACAGCCUCUCCUUCUGACUGGGUGGACCCUGGGUGUGCAUUUGGUGUGUGAGCCAGCUCCAAGAGGGGAUAGAAAGACGCUGGAGGUGUCCGGGGAUCUCAGCCUCCAGGCCAGCCCUGUCUCAACCCCAAAGGGUGAUGUUGGACUCAGUGACACAUAGCACCUUUCUGCCCAACACGUCCUUCUGUGACCCCCUCAUGUCGUGGACCGAUCUAUUCAGCAAUGAAGAGUAUUAUCCUACCUUUGAGCAUCAGACAGCCUGUGACUCCUACUGGACAUCAGUCCACCCUGAAUACUGGACUAAGCGCCACGUGUGGGAGUGGCUCCAGUUCUGCUGUGACCAGUACAAGCUGGACGCCAACUGCAUCUCCUUCUGCCACUUCAACAUCAGCGGCCCGCAGCUGUGCAGCAUGACCCAGGAGGAGUUCAUGGAGGCGGCCGGCAUCUGCGGGGAGUACCUGUACUUCAUCCUGCAGAACAUCCGCACGCAAGGUUAUUCCUUUUUCAAUGACACUGAGGAGACCAAAGCUACCAUCAAAGACUAUGCUGAUUCCAACUGCAUGAAAAUAAAUGGCAUCAAAAGUCAAGACUGUCACAGUCAUAGUCGAACAAGCCUCCAAAGUUCUCAUCUAUGGGAAUUUGUGCGAGACUUGCUUCUGUCUCCUGAAGAAAACUGUGGCAUCUUGGAAUGGGAAGAUAGGGAACAAGGUAUUUUUCGGGUGGUUAAAUCAGAAGCCCUGGCAAAGAUGUGGGGACAAAGGAAGAAAAAUGACAGAAUGACGUACGAAAAGUUGAGCAGAGCUCUGAGAUACUACUAUAAAACAGGAAUCUUGGAGCGGGUUGACCGAAGGUUAGUGUAUAAGUUUGGAAAAAAUGCACAUGGUUGGCAAGAAGACAAGCUCUGAUCUGUUCCUGGCAUCAAGACCAUUUUAUGGAUUAUUGUCUUUUCAUAAAUUGGAAUGCAAUAGACACUGGAAAGUCAUU
Molecule: messenger RNA, 1109 nt
Organism: Perognathus longimembris pacificus (Pacific pocket mouse)
Lineage: Eukaryota; Metazoa; Chordata; Mammalia; Rodentia; Heteromyidae
Gene: Elf5
Product: E74 like ETS transcription factor 5
Exons: 7
Coding region: 263-1030 (255 amino acids)
Biological process (GO): cell differentiation; regulation of transcription by RNA polymerase II
Cellular component (GO): nucleus
Molecular function (GO): DNA-binding transcription factor activity, RNA polymerase II-specific; sequence-specific DNA binding
Source: RefSeq, a predicted model, not a curated record